Messenger RNA from Callorhinchus milii (elephant shark), 4690 nucleotides. Its product is annotated as A disintegrin and metalloproteinase with thrombospondin motifs 12-like. Gene Ontology annotation, molecular function: metalloendopeptidase activity. Gene Ontology annotation, biological process: extracellular matrix organization; proteolysis. The record is from RefSeq and is a predicted model, not a curated record. NCBI's taxonomy places the organism in Eukaryota, Metazoa, Chordata, Chondrichthyes, Chimaeriformes, Callorhinchidae. Gene Ontology annotation, cellular component: extracellular matrix.
AAUGCACCCCUGUUCUUUUCUGAUCAGCUCAUAGAGGGGGGACCUCUCGCCUCUAAAUCACAUUGAUGCAACUGUUAAUGGAGCCAUGCUGUGUGUCUCUCUUCUAAUGCUUUUGCUGGCUCUAAGCCAGGGGUCUGUUUGGUUGGGAGACUUUCAUUUUGCAGAUGAGAGGCAAGAAAAGUUCAUGGGGAGUUUGCACAACUAUCAAGUCGUUCACCCGGUGGAAGUGGAUCAAACAGGGGCUUUGCUGUCGAACCGAGUAACCCAGUUCCUCCACCGCCUGCGAAGGAGAGAUGUCAGCAGCCCAUCGCAGCAGAUUUACUACAAGAUCAGCCACCAAGGGAAAGAUCUGCUGUUCAACUUAACCCUCAAUCGCCUCCUUCUCUCCCCUGGUUACAUCUCCGAGCAAAGGUGGGGGAACCUGACCAGCGGCAGCGUGCAGCCUGUGGGACACAACGCCUGUCAUUUCGUUGGGAGUGUGGUCCACACAGCCCUGGGAGGUGGCAGGGUCGCUCUCAGUGCCUGCAAUGGACUGCGAGGCCUUUUUCGUCUGCCUCAUGGAGACUAUUUCAUCGAGCCCAUUGGCAACCACUCAGGGCAGGAAGAGGAACGACAGGCCCACAUCGUGUACAAGAGGCAUGAUGCACAGCACAACCGCAGGAAACGUUGGAGAGCAGAAUUUCAUCACGGGAGGCUUCCACUCGGGGCACGGGACUCUACCAGCAGUGUCCUGGAACAAGAGAGACAGAGAGAGAAAUGGGAAGAGACCCGGAGAAAAGAACACACUAUCUCCCAGCGGUCAGUCAGCAAAGAGCGAUGGGUGGAAACCUUGGUAGUGGCGGACACCAAGAUGAUUGAAUACCACGGCAGGGAAAACGUGGAAUCGUACAUUUUUACCAUAAUAAAUAUGGUAACUGCUUUGUUCCACGAUCCAAGCAUUGGUAAUGCGAUCCACAUUGUGUUGGUGCGGCUUAUUUUACUGGAAGAAGAAGAGGAAGACCUGAAGAUUAUACACCAUGGAGACCACACACUGGCCAGCUUCUGCAAAUGGCAAAAGAACAUGAACCCGAAGGGUGACUCCAGCCCACAUCACCACGACGUGGCUGUAUUGCUCACCAGGAAGGAUCUGUGCGCUGGAAUGAACCAUCCCUGUGAGACACUCGGCCUGUCUCACAUUUCAGGAAUAUGUCAACCGCAUAGAAGCUGCAACAUUAAUGAAGACUCUGGACUCCCACUGGCAUUUACAAUAGCGCACGAGCUCGGUCACAGCUUUGGUAUUCAGCACGAUGGGAUAGGGAACGACUGUGAAGUCUUUGGGAAGCACCACUACAUCAUGUCUCGGCAGCUCCAGUAUGAUCAUUCUCCUCUCACGUGGUCGUCCUGCAGUAAAGAUUACAUCACACGGUUUCUGGACCGAGGUUGGGGUUAUUGCCUCAAUGAUCCACCGACUGAAAAGGAUUUAAAGCUUCCAAUUGUUGCCCCUGGAGUCCUCUACGAUGUUCACCAUCAGUGCCAACUGCAGUACGGGCCCAACUCUACUUUCUGUGAUGAAAUGGAUAACAUUUGCCAGACUCUCUGGUGCUCUGUGAACGGCACGUGUCGCUCCAAGCUGGACGCUGCAGCAGAUGGGACCAGAUGUGGCGUAAACAAGUGGUGCUUUAAUGGCGAGUGUGUGACCGUUGGCAAUCGGCCGGACACGAUCGAUGGAGGAUGGGGGGCCUGGAGCAUCUGGGCCCACUGUACCCGCACGUGUGGAGCUGGGGUUCAAGCCGCGGAGAGGCAGUGCAGCAACCCAGUGCCCAGGUUUGGGGGGAAGUAUUGUAUCGGAAAACGCAGGCGCUAUCGCGUGUGUAACACUGAGGCAUGUCCUCCGGAUAAACCGUCUUUCCGGCAGAUGCAGUGCAGUGAGUUUGACAUGGUCCUGUACAAGAACUCGCUCUACACUUGGGUUCCAGUCUAUAAUACUGUUAAUCCCUGUGAGCUGCACUGCCGGCCCAUUGAAGGGGAAUUCUCCGAGAAGAUGCUGGAUGCGGUGAUUGACGGCACCUUGUGCUAUGAGAUUGCAAACAAAAGGGAUAUCUGCAUCAAUGGCAUAUGUAAGACGAUCGGAUGUGACUAUGAAAUAGAAUCCAAGGCAGCCGAGGAUCAAUGUGGUGUGUGCUUAGGGGACGGAUCUGCCUGUCAGACAGUGACGAAGACCUUUGAAGAGAGCGAAGGAUUAGGUUACGUGGAUGUGGGUCUGAUUCCAGAAGGAGCCCGGGAUAUCCGGGUGGAGGAGAUAGCCGAAGCUGGGAACUUCCUCGCUCUGAGAAGUGAAGAUCCUGAAAAGUAUUUCCUCAAUGGAGGAUUUGUUAUCCAGUGGAACGGAGACUACAAAGUGGCUGGAACCACGUUCAAGUACGAGAGAAAUGGGAAUCUGGAGAACCUGACCGCUCCAGGACCCACAAAAGAACCCGUUUGGAUUCAGUUGCUCUUUCAGGAGACAAACCCUGGAAUCAGGUACGAAUACACCAUCAAGAAAGACACCGAUGAAGAGAAUACGAUCAGACAGCUGGUGUUCUCCUGGGAGUAUGGACUAUGGACACGUUGCAGUGCCCUAUGUGGAACAGGUGUACGGCGACAGAUUGUUCGGUGUGUAGAAAAGACCAGCGGAGUGGUGGAAGACAGGUUCUGUAACCCGAGGAGUCGCCCUGACAACAAGCAACAGAAAUGCAAUGAACCGGAUUGUCCGGCCAGAUGGUGGGCUGGUGAGUGGCAGAAAUGCUCCAAAGCAUGUGGAUUUUCAGGUGUGAAGAAGCGAACGGUUCUCUGCAUCCAAACUGUGGGGCUGGAUGAGCAGGCACUUCCGGUGUCCGAGUGUAAACACCUCCCUCGGCCACGAGCUCAAUUACCCUGCAACAGAGAUAUCCUCUGCUCCUCCAACUGGACCGUGGGAAUUUGGGGUGAGUGCUCCGCUUCGUGUGGAGGUGGUUUUCGGACACGGACAGUAAACUGCACAAGGCCUGUCAAGGGGAGCUGUGUUCUUUCUAAAAAGCCGAACGCCAGAGGACUGUGCGCUUUGAGGACUUGUCCCACCAAAAAGAAGGUACUCUUGCCCCCCCAGAGACCCAAGUGGGGGAAGCCCCCCGACAAAAACGCCCCCGACAACAGCACUCAGCAGCCGGGUAACACUACUGUACAGCCAGAUAGCAGAACGACACCAACAAAGGUCCAAGACAACAAUUCCACUGGUGGGUGGAGGGCUCCUGAGCCAGUGAGCAUUGAGCCCACUGCAAUAGAAAGUGAGGGUAUGACAGGUCAGCCCAUUGAAGUCACCGCACAAUGGGACGGUGGACAGUUCCUGGUUACAGAGGUCGGAGUGACAGACAAUGGUCGGGACUACGGUAUUGAAGAACCCAGCACAAAGCCCGGCGACUCAGAGAAUCCAACGGUGACUGAGAAGCCAACUCUCGCGAGCACGGUGACUCCCGGCAGCCUGACGUUAGACAUUAGUGAUCCUUCGCCGGGGGACAUCCAGAGAAAGCCGGGGAUUUCCGGAGCAAAGACAGACCCGAAGGUUAAACCAGUUCCCGUACGUCUCCGAGAGAAACUUCAAGAUUUGCUGAACCCGGCCCGCUUCACCAACAACACCGGGGACACAAAUUCCUCUUCCGGGGCCAAAUCGCCAAACACCGCGAGCGUCACGCCUUUGCCAGGGAUCGCACUUCCCGAUCUGCUCGAGACUAACUCUCUCUCCUCCUCCGAAUCUCAGCCGACUGGGGGAAUACCGAACAAGGCCAGGGUGACUGAUCCCUUCAAUCUUACAGCGGAUUACAAUGGCUUUGAGACCGAAGGGAAUGAAGACGGAGUCUUUUGGAAAGUGGGAAACUGGAGUGAGUGUUCCACCACAUGUGGAGUAGGUGCUGUUUGGCGUCAUAUCGAGUGCAGCGCGGAGGGAGACUCGGGAUGUGAGAAGAUCAGGAAGCCCGACCCUGCUCGCAGGUGUUUUGUUCGCCCAUGUGCAACCUGGAAAAUAGGCAACUGGACCAAGUGCUCGGAGAGUUGUGGAACUGGUUCCAGGAUCCGCAGUGUGCAAUGUAACGACUCCCACAAGAAUAGACCGCUGCGACCUUUUCACUGCCAGCUGCUGGGAAGAAAGCCCGACACCAGCCUGGACUGCAACCUGGGGGCUUGUGUGGAAUGGAGGGUCUCUGCGUGGAGUGAGUGUUCAAAGACCUGUGGGAGCGGGAUUCAGGAGCGUCUGAUCUACUGCCCGGAAAAUGCCCUCUGCAGUCUGAAGGAGAAGCCUCCUCUUGCUAUGCCUUGCUCUGCUCAGCCGUGCACUGAAUGGUUGUCUGGUUCCUGGGGACAGUGCUCAGUGUCCUGUGGGGGAGGUUUACAGCACCGGCUGGUGAAGUGUGUGAGCAUGGGGUCAAAUCGGACAGAGCACGAACACAGUCAGUGCCAACACCUGCCACCUCCAGGUCUCAUUCAGAAGUGCAACGCUCACACGUGCGUGAGCAAUAAAGGUGCCCCCUGUGUAAGGGACAGGAUGUCGGCCAAAUUCUGCCUCACUCUGAAGAAGUUGGAUCGCUGUGUGGUGGCCACAAUAAGGACCCAGUGUUGUCAUACCUGCCAUGGGGUGAGCUCACUGGCAUCGAGAAGAGGCUUGCGACCAGCCUUCACCCGAAGACACAGCACCAGCUCCUGA